This is a messenger RNA of Coregonus clupeaformis (lake whitefish), 2219 nucleotides long. RefSeq names its product UDP-GlcNAc:betaGal beta-1,3-N-acetylglucosaminyltransferase 2b (gene b3gnt2b). Gene Ontology annotation, cellular component: membrane. Gene Ontology annotation, molecular function: hexosyltransferase activity. NCBI's taxonomy places the organism in Eukaryota, Metazoa, Chordata, Actinopteri, Salmoniformes, Salmonidae. The coding region runs from base 507 to 1739 and encodes 410 amino acids. The transcript has 6 exons. The record is from RefSeq and is a predicted model, not a curated record.
CACCAGUGUGCGAGGGGAGGGCGAAGGAACUGCGAUGACAGAAUCUAAACUCUAAAUUGGAAUAACCCUUGUUUGUCCUCAAGGUAUUAGUGAAAGUUUCGCUAAAAAGCGAAGUAAUCAACGGCGGGCUUGUAGCCUAUUAAUCAUCGGACGAUAAGUCUACGGGAAGUUUGAACACUACCUUUACAACACGGGCGUCAGAUGCGCCAACUCCCCGCGCGACAGGUUUUCGGAAGACGAAGAAGUAAGGAGUGUUUUCAGGGUUUUUUGGGCGACUUGGAGACAAUUUACUUUACCAUGAGAGAACGAACCUUGGUUUAGGAUUCAAAGACAAGGUUGCUGCCACACCCCUCCCCCCCUCUCCAUCCCAUUGGCUGCUGUUCCCCAGGGGGCGGAGCUCAGUAUGGGUUUAGAGCUGUGAGGCCAGACUGAGAAGACAGUGAAGCCUGACACACCCUCCGCCCGCCUCACAGGUGGCUAGAGGUCAGAGGUCGUAGCUAGGGGUCAUGGCGGGCCUGAGGAGGAAGCUGAAGUUUGUGGUGACGCUGAUGAUGGUCAAUCUCUUCAUUUUCAUCCUAGUGUCCCACAGCAGAGGACAGGACAAGAGCGGACACAACAAGGUCCGUGUCCCCUCCAAGCGCUUCUGGUCCAAACUGGCUCCUAGUCAGGCCUACUGGAACCGCCAGCAACAGAGACUGGACCUCCAACACAACCCUGUCCUCGCCUCCGCUAAUAACAACAACACUAGCGAUGAUGAUGUCAUCAGACCUGUCCCUGACUGGCUCAACGACACAGGGCUGAACCCUGACCCCUGCCAACCGGACUACAGAGUCACCACUCACGUGAAAGACUACAACUCCCUACCUCCCCGUUUUAAAGACUUCCUUCUCUACAUGCGCUGUCGGUCGUACCCUCUAGUGGUGGACCAGCCUCACAUCUGCCAAAAGACCCAGGGAGGGGAGCCGCCCUUCCUCCUACUGGCCAUCAAAUCCCUUGUUCCGCACUUUGACCGCCGCCAGGCCAUCCGCCAGUCGUGGGGUCGAGCCGGCGUCCUCGCCAACCGGACGGUUGUCACGGUGUUCCUGCUCGGCAACACCACAGCCGUGGACCACAACCCAGACCUGUCGGAGAUGAUGCGCUAUGAGAACGCUCGCCACCGCGACAUCCUCCAGUGGGACUACCGGGACUCGUUCUUCAACCUGACCGUCAAGGAGGUGCUCUUCCUGGACUGGAUGACCACAAGCUGCCCCGGUGCUCAGUUCAUCUUUAAAGGGGACGAUGACGUCUUUGUCAAUACGUUGAGGAUCCUGGGCUUCCUCAAGGGCCUCUCUGGGCCCCGGGCAAGGGACCUGUUCGUAGGGGAUGUGAUCACCAACGCGGGGCCACACAGGGACAAAAAGGUCAAGUACUUCAUCCCAGAGAGUUUGUUCGUCGGCACGUACCCGCCGUAUGCAGGCGGAGGGGGGUAUCUGUACUCCGGGGACCUGGCCAGGCGGCUGCAUGGGGCCUCGCAGCACGUACCGCUCUAUCCCAUCGAUGACGUUUACACAGGGAUGUGUCUGAGGAAACUGGGACUGGGGCCAGAAAAACAUAAAGGCUUUAAGACGUUUGACAUUGAGGAGAAGUACAGGAGUAACCCGUGUGCCUAUAAGGGUCUGAUGCUGGUACAUAGCCGGACACCACAGGAGAUGAUCCAGAUCUGGGCCUGGCUCAAUGACCCCGACUUGACCUGUCAGUAACUACCCAGCCGGUGUCCAUUUUGACUUCAGCUUUCAGAAACCGAGGACAACAGGUCGGCGGCCAUUUUGAUUUAGCUGUCGGUAACCAGUGAAGACAGGUGACUUGAACUGUCGGUAACUGCCUGGACCAGACACCACGACAGGUUUUCCAGAAAUCCAGGUUGGAAGAUUCCCAGACUGAGGAAGGAACAAGCAAGAAAUAAAGCAUCCUCCAACCAGGAUUCAUGGAAAACCUGGGAAUAUGGGGAAAGUGACCAGGUUUUUGCCACACUAUAAGACUUGAUUUGGACGCAUUCUGCACAAUAGAGAUAUCUAUAUAUUAUAAACCAAUACGUGCCUUUGUUUCUUGUUACCAAUUGUGUCAAUAUUAUAUGGUUCCUUUGAUUUGUUUCACCUGCUAUUUUCAGAACCAUGCCGUGUGUGGUUCUUUUGCUAUGACUUUUGAUUUUUUUCAAUAAAUAAUACUUUGCUGUUUUUGUA